UUGGAUGCGAGUGAAGGUGUGGAGAGAUGCUGCUGCCGCCGCGCCGCUCUUGACUCACACGGCCCGAGCAUCACACGCCUCAGCGGGUAGAUGCCAACUCUCCAGGCCGAGGAAGAGACGGGGGAGCCUGGGGGAAGGUGUCGGGCGGUGCCGGCGGUCCUGGAAGUGGCUACCUAGCCGGAGUGGAGGAGUGAGAAGGCAAGACGAGGAAGAGAGAGGGGGAAGAAGACGGAGGGGAGAGACCGAGAAAGGAAGAGACUAAAUGGCUACACUGCUACCGGGCUUCGCCAAGCUCUCGCCUCUGGUACUUCACCUGCUUCUCCUCGGCUCUUUGUUCGCCCUCACCCCGCCGACGGCGCAUGCAGCGGGGGCUUCCGACCUGUGGACCCCGGGCCCCCGCCUUCGGGAUGCCGGUAAAGCGAGCGAGUGUACGUGCGAGCCAGCAUGGGAGUCGCCGGAGGACAGCCGGGAUCUACCCGCCCGCAGGUGGAGCGACGAGCGGACACAGCGUGAGGGAUGCUCCGGAGCGCGGCGCGGAGGGAUGCCGGGGGCACGAAAGGGGACACCGGAAGGAUUCGGGACGUUUAGGAGGAGCGGGGACGAGCUACCGCCUCCUCCCCUCCCCGGUGUUGUCAGUGCGGGGAAGAAGGGCGUUGUUCCGCCCGCCACCUCGGAAGCUUUCAGCUCCUCGCCGGUUCAGAGCGGCAAAAAACGGACAGUACAAAGAACUAGAGUGAGCGCGCUGCCCCGGCCACACCUUACUAAACGUGGAGCCCACAGCGCCUUUGUGCGAGCAUUUAGCCGGAGCAAGGCACCCGGAAGUAGAGGGAGAAUCAAUGGAGGUCUGUGGGAGGAAGCUGGUGAGCUCAGCAGGCACUGUAAGGAUUUAAAAUUAUCACCAGAAGCAACGUAUUUUCCUGGAUAUAAUUCAGCUUCUUAUCAAAAAUAUAAAUCACAUCUUAAUAUUUGUAUGUUGGUCCAAGCAUUUUGUCAGAGUUACCAGAACAAGAAUAGUAAUGAUGGUGCUCGGAGCUCAACUAGCAUGGUCAGGAGAAGAGCUGGUAAUCGUUCUCAUUUGGGCAGGCACCGUGUUAUCGGACCACGCAGCAUCCGAGAGGGGGGCGAG
This is a messenger RNA of Entelurus aequoreus (snake pipefish), 1126 nucleotides long. RefSeq lists its product as uncharacterized. The annotation marks the transcript as partial. Lineage: Eukaryota; Metazoa; Chordata; Actinopteri; Syngnathiformes; Syngnathidae. The transcript has a single exon. The record is from RefSeq and is a predicted model, not a curated record.